AUGCUGCUUCCAUUUUAAAUGAAGAAUCACAAAAAAAUCCUUGCAACCGUUUUUUUCAGACUGGACAUUGUGAUUUUGGAGAACAUUGUCGUUUUUCACAUAAAAAUGUCACCAUCCUUCAACAGCAAGUUGAGCAAGAGAUUUACAAACUAUAUUUGAGAUUGAAGUUUACCAUUAGAGCAUAUUAAAAUGUUAAGUGCAAAUGAAUUGUUGGAUUAUUGCUAUCAAAAAGCAGUGUUGCCAGAAUCAGGAGGUCUGAAGGACUAUUCACCAGAUGGGAGCGAAGAGCAGGCAACAGCUUUAAAAGUUGCACUUGAUCAGUAUUACAGUAUUUUAUGUGAACAGAGGAUAUGCAGAAAAAUGAAUCUUACAGUUGCCAGUUGGGAUAAAAGCCGUAAUGUUGCUAUUGUAGAAACAAUAAAGGGUAACAGUUUUAGAAAACAAGGAUGGCAAACUAAAGAAGGAAUUUUAUUCAAUGCAGAAGAAACACUAUUCUUAGUUGAUCAGGGUGUACUUGAACUCAAGGAAAACAACAUUCCAUUGUCAUUUCAUGCUGUUUUUAUGCUCAUUCUUCCAAUAUUACCAUCAUUAGAAUACUAUCAGACAUAUGCUUAUCUGUGCAGGCUUGGUUAUAUCGUACGAAGAUAUCGUGCUGUUGCUAAACCUAUUGACGAUUGUCCAUGGGGAAGACGACCUCCAUCACCCAAGCAACUUUGUGAAGAAGUUAUUGCUGAAGGCUUGGAUGAGUUGAAAAAUGGUUACAUGCAAAGCUUGUGGAAUGAUGACAUUCAUCCUUUAAUAAGACCAAUUGAAGCUGAAAGCACUGCUCUCAUUCUUUCCAAAAUUAAAGUAAUCGAAUCACUAAAGCUGACAGAGGCAACAAAAACAAGUCUUGAAUUUACAAAUUUUAAAAUAGACUUUGAUGUGUUUAACUCUAAAGAAAAGAAAAAAUCAGAAUUGGUAGAUCCAUUGUUUAGAAUUAUUGUCUGCAAAUAUGAUGACCCGCCUCCAUCUUUGAAAGAGUUGUCGUCCUUAACAAACCAAUCAAAUGGCGUUCAUUUGAAACUCGCUGUUAUUAAACAUGGGACUGUUACGUUUUACGGUUGCUUUGGUGUUGAUCUACCCACUUUAAUCUCAGUGUAAUAAAAAAAAUGUUAUCUAGUUUCUUGA
Hydra vulgaris (swiftwater hydra) is the source of this 1170-nucleotide messenger RNA. RefSeq names its product tRNA-splicing endonuclease subunit Sen54. NCBI's taxonomy places the organism in Eukaryota, Metazoa, Cnidaria, Hydrozoa, Anthoathecata, Hydridae. Gene Ontology annotation, cellular component: tRNA-intron endonuclease complex. Gene Ontology annotation, biological process: tRNA-type intron splice site recognition and cleavage. The record is from RefSeq and is a predicted model, not a curated record.